Cylicostephanus goldi is the source of this 408-nucleotide messenger RNA. NCBI's taxonomy places the organism in Eukaryota, Metazoa, Nematoda, Chromadorea, Rhabditida, Strongylidae. The record is from the annotation of a GenBank genome assembly.
AUGGGUGAUCCUGGACCGGAAGGAUCUGAUGGUCCCCCAGGCUGGCCAGGAGCGGCUGGAGUUCCAGCACAAAGAGGUCGAGGUAGAAUGGGUCCAAUGGGUCCUGAAGGAGUUCCCGGUUUUCGAGGACAUCGAGGUCCAAUGGGACAGCGAGGUAUAGUGGGCCUGAAUGGUCUAAUCGGUGAACGAGGCCGACAAGGACGACGUGGACCUCAUGGCCCACCUGGAAGCCGAGGGCCACCGGGCCCAGAAGGUCGAGCAGGGCGCGAUGGUUGGUACUGUCUUUGCCCGCAACACAAUCCUAGGAAAAAUCGACGGUAUCGACUACAUCACGUAUCACUGUCGAAACGGAUACGAUCCACUGAAUAUAGGAAUGCCAAGAAAUUAUCAAAAAUUGUUAGACGAUGA